Hyla sarda is the source of this 1289-nucleotide messenger RNA. It is a transcript of the gene ERFE, whose product is annotated as erythroferrone. The record is from RefSeq and is a predicted model, not a curated record. Gene Ontology annotation, molecular function: hormone activity. The transcript has 8 exons. Bases 139 to 1113 code for a protein of 324 amino acids. Lineage: Eukaryota; Metazoa; Chordata; Amphibia; Anura; Hylidae.
CAGAGGACAAGACAGCUACAAGAAGGAGAUACUGCCAGAGUGAAGACAACAGCAAAGGGGACAACAUACUGUACUCCACAUAGAGAGCAUCAAGGUGACAUAGAAUAUAGCAGCAAGUUACCUAGUCCAGUAAGUACAAUGAAUGCAGAUGGCAAGCCUGUUCCCCUACGCUGCGUACUAAUGACUAUCAGUAUGGGGGUUCUGGUUCUUCUCAGCGCCUGUCCUGCCUGCACACACAAGAACAGAGGAUCUAAAUUUGAGGAUACCUCCAGCACAGUUCUGCCUUCAAUGAAGAUUCCCGUGCUUACACCCCCACAACAAAAUAAUGACACCACAGUAGGGAAGAUAUUGAGGAAAGGGACAGAAGAGCAACCUCCCAAGGUGUCCCCCAAAUACUCCUGGCUGUUUUUUCUCAAGCACUCUGACCGUGAAGCAAAACACAAAAGAAGGGGACAUGAAGACUCCUGGCGAAAUCACCACUCGGGUCCAGUUGGUUCUCCAGCACCAUCAAGGCACCAUAGUCACCACACCAAACAUAAUUCCAGGGAGAAGAAGCUUUCCCAGUUCCUGCAGCUCCUGAGUAAUGUUCUGCUGAAACAGAAGGAUGGCGAAUUAUCUCUUACUCCUCCGAGUUCUCCGUCUGUGCUCCCGUCAAAAGUGCAGGCAGCCUUUACCUGUAAGACCGUAAGCGAUAUUCAUGUGGAACCUGGAGAGAUAGUGGAAGUUCAGAAUUACCAACGGCCUCUUUUAGAAGGAUCCUUUUACAGAGGAGCUGGCCUGAAUGUAACCAGCGGUCGAUAUACUGCUCCAUUCACUGGACUCUAUGCCUUCUCUGCAAGACUCCGCAUUGAUUUUCGAAAACCUGUUCAGACCAGGGAUCCCCUGUGUUUUCUGCGUGUACAGCUCUGUAUCCUGUCCCUCUGCGAAGACUAUCUGUCUCUGCAACAAAUCAGCAGUUUCACCAGCCAUGAGAUUGCAGCUACAAUCACGCUGAAUGGAGUAUUGUAUAUCCAGGCCGGCCAAUAUGUGUCACUUUUCUUGGAAAACAGGAUGGACUCUUGGCUUGUGCUGGAGAAGGGCUCAGAUUUCAGCGGUGUGCUCUUAGGACAGUGAGCCAUGGUGUUUUUCUAGACAUUUUCAUUUUCAACUGAAUGGCCGAAGAUUUUAUUCACAGACCGGAUCCUCUAUAUUAUCUAAUAAUUUAAGAACUUUCAUAAAAUAUUUUAUAUCUUAAAGUAUGAUGGCUACGAAGCCAAUGGAAUAUUUCAGUAUUUUUCUUAAUAAAUAAA